Messenger RNA from Cladocopium goreaui, 1452 nucleotides. NCBI's taxonomy places the organism in Eukaryota, Dinophyceae, Suessiales, Symbiodiniaceae. The record is from the annotation of a GenBank genome assembly.
AAUUUGUAUGAGGGUUAGCUGGUUAGCCUGAAUGCAUAGCCAUGGAUGCCAUGGAUCAAAGGAUGUUGAAGGAGGAGGUGGUACGCCUCAGAUCUGAAUAUGAUUCGUUGAAAGCAGCUGCAGAUGAAGAGCAGGCAGCUGAUGAGAUUCUCCUGCACGAUGCUCAGCUGGAGCGGCUUCGUUUGCGUACCUUGCUGGAUCGAUAUGUGGAACGUCCACCAAAGGUGGAAGAGUUAGCUGAGAGAUACGAAUCUGAGAUCGACGAACUCUCUGAAGAGCUGCGGCAGUUGCAGGAAGAGAACGCUUUGUUGGCAUAUCACGAGUCUAGUCGUGCCGAACAGUUCGACCAUGAGGACGCUACACCAUCCACCAGCCGAAGCCACCGAUCGCCCUCCACCCGAUCACCACGCGUGAACACGCGUCGCACGGCGCGUCAGGUCCAUCUUCAAGCAAAAGAGACACGGCAGUGCGAAGCGAAGCUGACGUCUUUGAGGAGGCGGACACGUGUGAAUGAAUGGUAUUUGUCACAGUUGAAGGGUCAGCUACAGGAAACCGCCAAGGUGAUGCAAAACCGCGAGCAUCGUCUACAAGAGUUGCGGCUUCGUUUCGACCAGGCAGGUGAAGAACGCCAGCGCUUAGCCGAAGAGCACGUGCGAACGCAGCAGAUGUUGGAUACGGAACGCCAGGAACUGGUGCAGCUCCAUCAGGAAGCCUUGAGCCUUCGAGAGGCGUGUUACCUGCCAGCGCAGCUCAAGAAGAAGAGCAGCAUGCUCACCAAAUUCCUGGAUCAGGAGGGUGGGAGGCUGAAGUUGGAGAAGCACUUGCGCGGACGUGAAGUGGUCGCAAAGCUGUAUCGCAGCGUGGCACAACAGGCACCGGAAUGUCAAGCGAUAGCCGGCCGUGUCAAGACAGACAUGGAUGCAGCCUUUGCGAACCUUCAGCAACUCCAAGCGCAGCAUCAGCGCCAGCUCCAACAACUACAUUUGAAUUUGGCAAGAAACGCGUUUUCACCCAGAUGAAGAGAGCAUCGGCAUACCUGCCACCACGCAAGAAGGACAAACGAUCGCCAGUGAUGCAAGGCACAUGCCCAUGCGACAAAGCAAGACGUUUUUCGAUUGUGGUAUACAAUGCCAAAAAUAUCCACAAAUCUGUCUUUGUGAUUGCAGGACAUUAGGAUUUGUCAUGCGACACAGCUGGAGUGGUGCAGUUGUUUUGCUUGAUUCCACUGUCACUUGAAGUCGUUAGACCACGCGCUUCAGCGCAAAAGGUAACAAGAGCAAACUGGGAACACAAAGUAGAAACGAAACGCUUGCAGUCUGAAAUCAGGAGCAAUAUUGCUUAAUAUUCAGUCUGAGAGGUGUAUUUGAUGCAGCUGUAGCAUUGACAUGCGAAUUCUACCCACUUCUGUAGUCAAGAAAAGUUGCUCAGCGAGGCUUUAGUGGUUCCUUGAUC